Eubalaena glacialis (North Atlantic right whale) is the source of this 1400-nucleotide messenger RNA. It is a transcript of the gene SMPDL3B, whose product is annotated as sphingomyelin phosphodiesterase acid like 3B. NCBI's taxonomy places the organism in Eukaryota, Metazoa, Chordata, Mammalia, Artiodactyla, Balaenidae. The transcript has 6 exons. The record is from RefSeq and is a predicted model, not a curated record. Bases 366 to 1118 code for a protein of 250 amino acids.
GCUGCCUGGCGGUGUUUUGCAGUGAUGACACACCCCACGUGCCCAACGAGAACCUGGGAGAGGCGGCCGUGCUGCAAAUUGUGGAGAACCUGACCGAGCUCAUCAGAAAGGCCUUUCCAGAUACUAAAGUCUAUGCUGCUUUGGGAAAUCAUGACUUUCACCCCAAAAACCAGUUCCCGGCAGGAAGCAACAAUAUCUACAAUCAGGUAGCAGAGCUGUGGCGACCCUGGCUCAGUAACGAAUCCAUCGCUCUCUUCAGAGAAGGUGCCUUCUAUUCUGAGAAACUGCCGGGGCCAAGCGCAGCUGGGCGAAUCGUGGUCCUCAACACCAAUCUGUACUAUAGCAACAACCAGCAGACGGCCGGCAUGGCCGACCCUGGCCAGCAGUUCCAGUGGCUGGACGAUGUGCUGACCAAUGCGUCCCGAGCUGGGGAAAUGGUGUACAUUAUCGGCCAUGUGCCCCCGGGGUUCUUUGAGAAGACGCGGAACAAAGCGUGGUUCCGGGAGGGCCCCAACCAGGAGUACCUGAAGGUGGUCCGGAAGCAUCAUCGAGUCAUUGCAGGGCAGUUCUUCGGGCACCACCACACCGACAGCUUUCGGAUGUUCUACGAUGAUGCAGGUACCCCCAUCAGUGUCAUGUUCCUUACACCUGGGGUCACCCCAUGGAAAACCACGUUACCUGGAGUGGUCAACGGAGCCAACAAUCCAGGCAUCCGGGUGUUUGAAUACGACCGAGCCACACUGAGCCUGCAGGACAUGGUGACCUACUUCUUGAACCUGAGCCAGGCGAACGCGCAGGGGGCGCCGCGCUGGGAGCUCGAGUACCGGGUGACCAAAGCCUACGGCGUGCCCGACGCAGGCGCCCGCUCUAUGCACGAGGCGCUGGGCCGCAUCGCCAGCGACCAGGGCGCGCUGCAGCGCUACUACGUCUACAACUCGGUCAGUUACGACACGCGGGCCUGCGACGAGGCCUGCCAAGCCGAGCACGUGUGCGCGCUGCGCGAAGUAGCCUUCGACGGGUAUGCCGCCUGCCUGCGCGCCCCCGGCGUCGCGCCCGCGCCCCGCCUCGCGCUCCUGCUGGUGGCGCUGCUGGGCCUGCGCACGCUGCUUGUGUCGUGACCUUGGGCGCCGCCCGCUGAUUGGCUUGGCUCGCCUUCCUCCUGGUAAAAUGGGGAGAGCAUCACCGCCGUGAGCUGGACUUUCCACCCUUUCCCCGGCGUCCGCAGAAUGAACUGGGACGGGACAGCCGAUCAGGAAAUGAAGCCCCAAGGGCCCCAUCAGAAGCACAUUUCUUUCAAGUUUCAUGUUUUAUCCCAAACACAAUGCUCGUCGUGCAUGUUAUUCUGUUAUUAAUUUGUAAAUCAUGUUUAAAGUAACUCCCUUGCCCAGUUAUUGAAUGUU